AGGAUGGGCUGCGUGCCCUGCAAAGAGAAGGUGUGCAGCAAAGGGCAGGGGAGGGGUGAGACGGCGUCCCCCCAGCCCCUCCCCUCCCAGUACGACCCUGACCCCACGCAGCCAGGCACCAUCUUCACCUGCAUCCCAGACUUCAACAACUUCCACAGCCCCGCGGCGCUGCCCUCGGCUCCAGCCCUUGCAGGGCCGGGGGGGGUCAGCACCAACACCCUGCAGAUGCGGACUGGGGGCAUCACAGGUGGGGGGGUGACGCUUUUCAUCGCCCUCUAUGACUAUGAGGCCAGGACAGAGGAUGAUUUGACCUUCCAGAAAGGGGAGAAGUUCCACAUCAUCAACAACACGGAGGGUGACUGGUGGGAGGCCAGGUCACUGAGCUCAGGCACCACAGGCUACAUCCCCAGCAACUACGUGGCCCCCGUGGACUCCAUCCAGGCAGAGGAGUGGUACUUUGGGAAGAUUGGGCGCAAGGACGCCGAGAGGCAGCUCUUGUGCCACGGCAACUGCAGGGGCACCUUCCUCAUCCGGGAGAGUGAGACCACCAAAGGUGCCUACUCCCUGUCCAUCCGGGACUGGGACGAGGCCAAGGGGGACCACGUGAAGCACUACAAGGUGCGGAAGCUGGACAGCGGCGGCUACUACAUCACCACCCGGGCGCAGUUCGACAGCGUCCAGCAGCUGGUGCAGCACUACAUAGAGCGGGCAGCAGGGCUGUGCUGCCGCCUGGCUGUGCCGUGCCACAAAGGGACACCCAAGCUGGCAGACCUCUCAGUCAAGACCAAGGAUGUGUGGGAGAUCCCCCGGGAGUCCUUGCAGCUGCUCAAGAAGCUGGGCAACGGGCAGUUCGGGGAAGUGUGGAUGGGGACAUGGAAUGGCACCACGAAGGUGGCAGUGAAGACGCUGAAGCCUGGCACGAUGUCCCCAGAGGCCUUCCUGGAGGAGGCUCAGAUCAUGAAGAGGCUGCGGCACGACAAGCUGGUGCAGCUCUACGCCGUGGUGUCCGAGGAGCCGAUCUACAUCGUCACUGAGUUCAUGAGCCAGGGCAGCUUGCUGGAUUUCCUGAAGGAUGGGGACGGCCGCUACCUGAAGCUGCCCCAGCUGGUGGACAUGGCUGCCCAGGUGGCGGCAGGCAUGGCCUACAUUGAGCGGAUGAACUACAUCCACCGGGACCUGCGUGCUGCCAACAUCCUGGUGGGGGAGAGCUUGGUCUGCAAGAUCGCUGACUUCGGCCUCGCCCGCCUCAUUGAGGACAAUGAGUACACAGCACGCCAGGGUGCCAAGUUCCCCAUCAAGUGGACAGCGCCGGAGGCUGCCCUGUUCGGGAGGUUCACCAUCAAGUCAGAUGUUUGGUCCUUUGGCAUCCUCCUGACCGAGCUGGUGACCAAAGGCCGCGUCCCCUACCCAGGGAUGAACAACAGGGAGGUGCUGGAGCAGGUGGAGCGUGGGUACCGCAUGCCGUGCCCGGGCAGCUGCCCGCCCUCGCUGCACGAGGGGAUGGUGCAGUGCUGGCGCCGGGAGCCCGAGGAGCGUCCAACCUUCGAGUAUCUCCAGGCCUUCCUCGAAGACUACUUCACUGCCACCGAGCCCCAGUACCAGCCUGGGGACAACCAGUGACCCUCUGCCAGCCCCUGGGGAGGCCUU
Molecule: messenger RNA, 1647 nt
Organism: Indicator indicator
Lineage: Eukaryota; Metazoa; Chordata; Aves; Piciformes; Indicatoridae
Gene: FGR
Product: FGR proto-oncogene, Src family tyrosine kinase
Exons: 11
Coding region: 4-1620 (538 amino acids)
Biological process (GO): cell surface receptor protein tyrosine kinase signaling pathway; integrin-mediated signaling pathway; cell differentiation
Cellular component (GO): extrinsic component of cytoplasmic side of plasma membrane
Molecular function (GO): ATP binding; signaling receptor binding; non-membrane spanning protein tyrosine kinase activity
Source: RefSeq, a predicted model, not a curated record